This is a messenger RNA of Diversispora eburnea, 1288 nucleotides long. Lineage: Eukaryota; Fungi; Glomeromycota; Glomeromycetes; Diversisporales; Diversisporaceae. The record is from the annotation of a GenBank genome assembly.
AUGAUAGAUAUGAAUAACCUCCCUUUGGUUAUAACCGCAAUCGCAAUAUUUGCGAUGGCUGCCCCAUUCAUUAUUUCAAAACCCAAACAUUCAAAACGCAAACGAAAAAUAAAUUCUAAAAAUAAAUCCAACAAAACAUACGUUUAUGGGUUAGUUAAUCGAGGAAACAAUGUAUGUUUCCUUAAUUCCGUUUUGCAGGCCCUUGCCUCGUUGAACAACCUUCGGUCCUAUCUGAAAAAGAAAGUCAACUUUAGAGGCGUACAGGACGAAAAAUGUCCUGUAACAAUUGCUUUGCACGAAACUCUAGAGAAAUUAAACGAGCCCAUAAAAAAUCGUGCAUCACUUGUUCCCACAAAAAUGGUCUGGGCCUUGCAAGAAAACGCAAGACGCCUAAUUAAUAGGCAACAGCAGGAUGCUCAUGAGUUGUUCCAACUCUUAACAGAGUCAUUGGGUACCGAGGAUGAAAUUUGUCGACGUCCAAAGUCUAUAUUGGAUGUUGAUGCUAUUAGAGAAUUAACAAAGCCCGAUAAUCAAUCUAAUUUAAUAUACGAAAGUAACCCUCUUAAAGGAUUAAUUGCUUGCCGAAUCUCUUGUUUGAAUUGUAACUAUUGCGGACCGAUUCGACAUUCAACGUUCGAUAACGUAUCAAUUCCUCUACCAACACAACCUUCCAUAACUCUCGAAACCCUUCUCAAAACUUAUUCUGGAGUUGAAUUUAUCGAUGAAUAUAAUUGCCCACGAUGUAGCUUAUUAGAAACAUUGACCGUUAUUGAGAAAGAGUUAUCUAAAAAACAUGAUAAAACCAAAGAACACUUACGACUCCUUAAAAAAGACAGAGAAAUCAUCAAAACUUCACUAGUAGCUGAUUUGGACAAAGAUAUUGAUAUGGAAUUACGAUUGACAGAAUUAGUUCAUUUAAAAUUUCCGGCCAGCAAAAAAACAAUGUUUGCAAAACUUCCAGAAGUAAUUGCAUUUCAUUUUCCACGUUCCAUAUUUUUUCAAAAUGGAACGGUUUUAAAAAACCCUUGUCGGGUUAUAUUUCCAGAUAUAAUCGAUUUUUCACAAAUAGAAGGUAAUGAAGCUUAUUAUCGAUUAAAAGCAGUCAUUGUUCACCUUGGUGACCACAGACUUGGUCAUUUUGUUACAUAUCGACGUCAAGAAAGAUCUAAUGUUUGGUGGCGUUUAUCAGAUGAAAAUAUCGAGGAAAGCACGAUAUUAAUCCAACACUCUGAAGUCUUGUCACCUCUCAAAUGGAUAUCUGAUUUAAUGGGAUCUCAUCAAGCUCAGG